AUGAUCAAAAUCUAUCGUCUUUUCAAUGUGAGACUACUUCGUGCCCAACAUCGACCGUGUUCUUCGAAAAAACCUGAUGACCUUUCGUUGGACAAGGAUUUGAAUGAGCUGAAUGAACGGUUGAAGAAAGAUUUUCAAAAAACAAUCGACACCGAGGCUCCGAUCACUAAAAACUACAUGAACUUUCGACAGGAUAAAGAGCGAGAAGCGCAUAAAAGAAGCGGGAUCUUCAGCUGGAAAGUUGCAGCUGCAACGCUGAUGAUCGGUGGCACGUGUUUAGCAGCUCUACUCUACGUUAAAAAGAUGAGAAUAGAUGAACGGGAAAAGCACAGAAAAAUGACGGCUGGAAAGGCGCGGAUUGGAGGAGAGUGGGAACUGGUGAAUACAGAUGGAAAAUUGGAAGGUUCUGAGCAACUUCGAGGCAAUUGGUUGCUGUUGUACUUUGGAUUCACGAAUUGCCCAGACAUCUGUCCGGAUGAAAUCGAGAAGAUGAUUAAGGUGGUUGAUCUAAUAGAGGCGAAGAAAGAGGACAAUAUCUCAAUAAAACCGAUCUUCAUCUCUGUGGAUCCGGCAAGGGACACCGUGCAACGCGUGAAACAAUAUUGUUCCGAGUUCUCCCCAAAAUUGAAUGGAUAUACCGGGACAAAAGAACAAGUUGGAAAGGUGGCGAAGACGUUCCGCGUUUAUCACAGUGAAGGCCCAAAAACGACCGAAGAUGAUUACAUCGUUGAUCAUACGGUGAUAAUGUAUUUGAUCGAUCCCGAGGGUAAUUUCCACGAUUAUUACGGACAAAAUCGAAAAGCCAACGAAAUCGCCGAUAUUAUUCGACUCAAGGUAAUCGGCUUCGAAGCGGCACAGAAAAAGAAGAGCUUCUUAGGAUUC
Molecule: messenger RNA, 882 nt
Organism: Mesorhabditis belari
Lineage: Eukaryota; Metazoa; Nematoda; Chromadorea; Rhabditida; Rhabditidae
Source: the annotation of a GenBank genome assembly